AUGGACACAAUCAGGACUCAGGAUGAGCAACAGCAGCAUCAACAUCAUCAGCAGUGCAUCAGUGGCAUUGUUCUAGUGACGAGCAUCAAAUCCACCGUUAAAGCUGCCGAGCACGAACAGAACGCGCUCAAAAAAAGAGCUGAGGCAGCUGAAAAAACGCUGAGAGAGGGAGCGGAGCAUACAGCAGACACUCAGCAGACACCAAUGAGCAUCCAAAAUACUCGCACGGAGAAGCGAAGCAGGGACUCGCCAGGGGAGCAGGAAGUCCCGAAGAAGCAGCGGAACGUGCACGAUUGUGCUAGCGUACUGAAGGAUGGCGCCAAGAACGGUGAAUGGCAAGCCGUAGAAAGCCAGCGAGAGAAGAGGAAGAAGCAGAAGCAUGAUUCUACGAUGUGGCCACCUACACCGUACGUAGAUGAAGACGGAGUAACCAUUGCAGCUCAGAACCAAAUGAAACGACUAUUGAGUUCAUCGAUGGAGAUGAUGAUUUCGCCAAAUGGUUUCAAUCAACGCAAUCUAAACUAUCUUCUGAAAAGGAACGGGACUCCAACUAUUGUGCAAGAUCAACUUCACGGUGUUAUGGAGGUCGGACCUGAUAAUGAUAGCGGUACCGAAGAUGAGGCGCCGCCGUUCCGUCAGUUCAGCGAAAACCCAAUUAAAAACAUACCUCCUGUAGCACCAUCCGAAACGUCGCUACGUCAAAGCCUUAAAUCAAGGGAGCUAACCAUAAAACUGCUCAAAUAAAAUAUGAAAUCUAUUCGGCGCCAAAUGUUCGUCCAAGACCAAACCAGCAAACGCCGAUUGAAUGCUUCCAACCGAUAUAAGAAGCUGUUCUUUUCCUUGCGCAAAAAAAUAAACGUUCUUAAAAAGAUAAAAAACGACAACGAAAAACUCGGAGAACAAGCCAGAAGAAAUCCGAUAAUCCUUGAUACUCUAAAAAAUACAAUGCGCCACCUAAAAGCUCGACGAUAUCAACCAGAAACCAAAAAGUUUGCUUCUGGAGCAUAUCUUAGUGGACCACGAACUUAUAGAUUCGUUCGAAGAUCAAAAAACUUUAUUCUACCCCAUAAAAGCACAGUUUACGGGUACAAUAAGAGUAUCCGCAUUCUUCCCGGUUUGAACAAGACCAUUCUUAUGCGAAUGAAGUGUAAAGUUCGAUACAUUAGGCCUAAGAGAGAUAAGUUAGUCAUGAUCUGCUUGGAUGGGAUGUCUGUCAAACCUGAAUUAACGUAUUGGGCAAAAUCAGACAUAUUCUAUGGAUUUCCAUUUGAUGGCACUGAACGUAAAACUGAAAAAAAAUCAGAAGGGUUACUGGCAACUGAAGCGGUGGUAGUGAUGACAUCCGGAAUAUACAUUCUAUUCAUACAGGUAACCAAUCUCGUUUGA
Molecule: messenger RNA, 1386 nt
Organism: Armigeres subalbatus
Lineage: Eukaryota; Metazoa; Arthropoda; Insecta; Diptera; Culicidae
Exons: 5
Source: RefSeq, a predicted model, not a curated record